UGCCGUUUGACAAUCAGAAAACAAAAAAAUAAACAGUUAUUUAAUUAAUCUUAUUAGGUUCAUUUAAACUAUAAAGAUGAGCUUGUUACGUUUAAGAGUAUUGCGCAAUAUCAAUCGUAACGCUUUACAGGGCUUUGGAAAGGAUUUACCCCGAUCAACCGCUGUGAAUGUCAAUUCUUCUGCUGUCAAUUUCCCGGCCGCCAUUAGAACGCUGAAAACUUUUAACAACAUCAUAACCAAAGAGCCGCUCUCUGCAUUUACACCAUUUCAACGGCAGUAUUCUUGCGAAAAUAUUGGUAAAACCAUGGAGGAGAACUGCGUUGUUCCGGAUGUGAUUUCCAAGGCUCCCGCACAAACUGCUGUGGUUGAAUAUCCAUGCGGCAUUGUUGUUAAGCCGGGCCAGGUGCUGACCCCCACCCAGGUCAAGGAUGAGCCAUGUGUCAAGUGGGAGGCGGAUGCCAACAAGCUGUACACCCUCUGUAUGACCGACCCGGAUGCUCCGAGUCGUAAGGACCCCAAGUUCAGGGAAUGGCACCACUGGCUGGUUGGCAAUAUUCCUGGUGCCGAUGUCGCUAAGGGAGAGGUGCUCUCGGCCUAUGUGGGAUCCGGACCACCUCCGGACACCGGACUGCAUCGCUACGUUUUCCUUAUUUUCGAGCAACGGUGCAAAUUAACCUUCGACGAGAAGAGGCUGCCCAAUAACAGCGGUGAUGGACGAGGUGGAUUCAAGAUCUCUGUUUUUGCCAAGAAGUACGCCCUAGGCGAUCCUAUUGCCGGAAAUCUCUACCAGGCGGAAUAUGAUGAUUAUGUGCCCAUCCUCUACAAGCAGCUGGGUGCCUAGUUCGUCACCAUUAUAUAAGGCCAGUUGAAAUUUGAUUCAUAAUUCGCAAAACUAUUGUAACCUAAAACCUGAAAAAAGACAUAUAGAAAACUUCGUUGCUGGCAAUAAAAUUGUUAAAGACAUCGACUGCAUAAAUGUCUAGUUAUUCCU
This is a messenger RNA of Drosophila eugracilis, 991 nucleotides long. RefSeq names its product phosphatidylethanolamine-binding protein 1. The record is from RefSeq and is a predicted model, not a curated record. Lineage: Eukaryota; Metazoa; Arthropoda; Insecta; Diptera; Drosophilidae.